UGAAAAUAAACAAGCAUUUACCAUUUUGGAAAAUAAAGGAUAUGCUAACAGCUUAAUAUCAAAACCAGCAGACAAUUUAUUAUCUUCAACACAAGUUCAAGAUAUACUGCAAACUGACUGGUCAAAUAAAUCUCCUAGUGAAGUUUUCAAGGUAUUCCCGGAAUUAGCUAUGUAUUCUGCACAAAAUAAUUUAUGUUUAUCAAAUACAAUGUUUGAUAAAUACAUAGACACUCUUACAGAUAAUAUAGCAUCAGCUACAGAUAAAGAAUUAGAAUCUUUAUUUUAUACCAUCAACCUGUGGCCAGAUCCUCCAUCCAUUAGAACAAGAAAUUAUAUUGAAGUGUGGGCAGCACUGGAUGAUGAAUGUUUAAAUCGAGUCAAGCAAUGGUCAAAUGAUCAACUUCUGAAUUUUAUUACUUUCUUCUACAUGAUAAGUGUGAUAAGAAUGAGUGACUUUUGUGUUAAAACUUUGAAUAAGUUGGCAACAAAAAUAAAACAGUUGACUCCAGCACAAGUUGUUCAAACAACAUUUUUGUUGGUGUGAUGAGAAAACAACCCUUUGAUAUGUAUAAUAUUGAACAUUAUUUAAAUGACAAUUUCACAAGUUUUACAGUUGAUGAUUUGGCAAUAAUGUCUAUGGGUUUUUUUAAAAGCAAAACACCAAUAAGAAAUUUAAAUAUAGUGUACAAAAUUAUUAAUAUAGUAAUGGAGAAUGCAAAUACUAUACAUGAAGUUUCUUUAGCUGCAUUAUUGAAAAUAAUUAGGUAUUCAUUGAAAAUUACUGUGAAUGAUGCAGUAUACCAGAUGUUGGAUGUAUUACAGCACCAAGUCCCCAGGUUGUCGGUUAUGUGCAAUGUUCACUUAGCCCUUGUGGGAACAGCAACCCUUACUUUGCACAAGGGUUGUUUAUCUACUAUAGCAGAACACACAAUUACACAAAUGUCAAAAACCAGAAUGAAAGACCUAGAACGAUUGGUUUUAUCAUAUGGAACAUUUACAUUGAAACCAGAUACAAAAGAAUGUUUUUUUACAAAAGUAAUGGAUGAAUUAAGAAAGGCAGAAAGAGAAGAAGAAAUUUUAAAACAUGGAAGAUCUUUUGCAUGUUGUGUGUCAUAUUUAGGCCUUCUUGGAAUAUAUCCUAUAGAUCUUAUGAGUAAAGCAUUAAGUAAGGACUUCUUGACAAUCACCUAUGGAAAACAAAUACAUUCUUAUGGAAGAGAGAUCCUAGUGAUUAAUAACAUGGCUGAAAUAUUUUGCAGUAAUGCUCAGAUGAAUCGGUUAGAUAAAAGAGAAACAAUAAUUUUAGCAAAAAAAUACACAGAUUUUGUACCUUCAGAGGAUUAUUCGAAACAAUAUAAUGUCACAGAAAGAAUGAUGUUAGAUGUAAUGAAGGUUUUGAAAGAUAGUAGAGGUGGCAAUGAAUUUGUUGUAGCUGAUCAUAUAUUACCACACCAUCAAAGAGGAGAUAUUAUUUUAUGUAAUGAUGCUCAGGGAAAGCCGUUACCAGUUAAAGAUUCUUUUUCGAAUAUUAAUUUUGGGGUUCUUAGAAGACCGCCCGACAAGAACAAAUGGAUCGUUUUGGUAAUAGCUGGAAGAAAUGCAAUUUUAUACGGUACUGAUAUACCAACUGGAUAUUUUCAUAUAAAAGUUAAUGAGCUACGAAAAUUAGGAUUUCAUGCAGCUUUGGUUCCAUGGUCAAUAUACUCCAAGUAUGACGCAAGAGAUGAUAAAGAAGAUUUUUUGGAUAGUAUAAUUAAUAAUGCAUUAAAAAAUACACCUGAAUGAAAAAUAAAAUAUUGAUAACUGAA
Manduca sexta (tobacco hornworm) is the source of this 1808-nucleotide messenger RNA. RefSeq names its product FAST kinase domain-containing protein 5, mitochondrial. The transcript has 3 exons. NCBI's taxonomy places the organism in Eukaryota, Metazoa, Arthropoda, Insecta, Lepidoptera, Sphingidae. Bases 544 to 1785 code for a protein of 413 amino acids. The record is from RefSeq and is a predicted model, not a curated record.